Molecule: messenger RNA, 810 nt
Organism: Candida albicans SC5314
Lineage: Eukaryota; Fungi; Ascomycota; Pichiomycetes; Serinales; Debaryomycetaceae
Gene: TYE7
Product: regulatory transcription factor TYE7
Exons: 1
Coding region: 1-810 (269 amino acids)
Molecular function (GO): protein dimerization activity
Source: RefSeq, a predicted model, not a curated record
AUGAGUUCAUUCCAGCAAGAAAAUCAAUUGAACGCUAACAACAACAACAACAAUGUCAUGAAUGAAUAUAUUAGCUAUUCGGUUCCAUUAUCUCCUGUCACUACAAACGAAAACCCUCAAGAUUAUUGGAUGAACGGUUUGAUUGCAAAUUCUGUUCCGAUCUCGCAAACCACAAGCAACUCCGAUAUCAAUUAUAGCCAACCACCAAAUCCUAUUAACUUCAAUUCAAUUUUUGAAGGUGUUAACAUUUUCUCUAAUGAUGAUUUCACUUCUUCAUCUAACGACAUAUCGUUAGCCAAUAGUCCAGAAACUAAUGCCACAUCAGACAGUAUUGCGCAAAACUUAGAUGAGGUUAAAGUCAAAUUAGAAAACCACAAUCAAGCUAGACUAGAUGCUUUGGAAUUCGCUUUUGAAACCAAAUCAAUACUAAAAGAACAACCAAAAAUCAAACAAGAACCAGGUACGAAGGCAGCUACUAAACCAAAGAGAAGAGCACCAAGAAAGAAGUUGACCGAAUCACAAAAGAAAGCUCAUAACAAAAUUGAAAAGAGGUAUAGAAUCAACAUUAAUGCCAAGAUUGCCGGCAUUCAGAAAAUCAUUCCUUGGGUGGCUUUUGAAAAGACUGCUUUUGAAACUGGUGAAGAAAAUGAAACUGAAGCUGAAGCCAAGAAUAAUACUAGACUUAAUAAGUCGAUGAUCUUGGAGAAAGCUACUGAGUAUAUUCUUCAUUUACAGAAAAAGGAAGAAGAAUACAUGGCUGAAAAUCAAAAAUUAAGAGAACAAGUUAUUAAAUUGGGUGGUGAAAUAUGA